Molecule: messenger RNA, 2824 nt
Organism: Didymodactylos carnosus
Lineage: Eukaryota; Metazoa; Rotifera; Eurotatoria; Philodinida; Philodinidae
Source: the annotation of a GenBank genome assembly
AUGAAAUCGUCAAAUAAGAGACAGCAACAGCCAACAUCAUAUUCAGCGAUAGCCACCGCAUUGGUUAAAGCAACACCCAUCAAUCCAAGUGAUGAUGUUUUCUUUCGUAUGAAAACUGGUGCAUUACUAUUCAAAUGUAAACCAGAUGGUACAAAGUAUCCGAGACAAUUUUAUUUAUACAACAGUGAAGAUAUGUUGUCAUAUCAUGAGUCGGGAAAAUUAUUCGGAAAACCAAACGUUUAUUUGAUAAAAGAAAUUGAUGAAAUUCGUUGUGGUUAUCAUUCGAACACAUUCAAACGUUUGCUCAGCAAACGACGAGUCAACGAUUCUGACGAGAUGUUUGCAUUUACGAUUAUGUACGAUAAUCAUCAGCAUGCGCUUGAUUUGAUGGCACGCGAUCAAAUUACCCGAGAUACAUGGAUCAACGGUUUGCAGUUACUUAUGGAGCGUUACUCACGAAGCGGAGUAGCAAAGUUUAUUAACACAGACAACUGGAUUUUGAAUCAAUUUCGUAUAGCUGAUAAAGACGAUUCUGGCUCAUUAACAAAACAGGAAUGUCAAUCCUUAUUGACAGAUGUACUAAAUACAAAAAUGCCGAACAGAUUGUUCCAAUUGAUGUUCAAAGAAGCUGAUAUAAGCAAAGAAGGACUAUUAAAUCCUGAAGAAUUUCUUCAAUUUUUCAAAUCAUUAACAAGACGACAAGAUUUGUACAAAAUAAUGCAACAACACGUGAAAGAUGGUGAUUCAAUGUCACUUGACUCGAUAAAGAUGAAUGCUCAAGAACUAUCACAUUUUCUCAUUCAUACUCAAGGCGAAUCUGAUAUGGCUAGUGAUCGUGCAUUAAAAUUAAUUGAGCAAUCAGAAAUGGAUGAAAAAUUGAGAGCUCAGGGAUUAUUAAGUGUUGAUGGUAAGAGAAUCAAUAAUUCAAUAAUUGUUGUUUUCUAGAUGUAUGACGUCUCAUUGUGGUAUAAGAGUCGUUCAUCUAAAUAGCAAUUUUUGCAUCUUUGCGAUAAGCUCUUGCUGCUUCAUAAGAAUGAAUAAAAAACUAUAAACAAGUCAAAAUCAAUGCAAAUUACUUUAUGAUUUUAGAAAAUACUUUAUUUUUUUUCUUAUGUAACCUGACACUGUGUUGGAGAUUAUUAGGUAAUCUCCGAUUACUUCCAAAAAUUUUCUAGAAAAUAUUUUCAGAAAAAGCACUUCUAUACUAUUCGGACCAACAUGAAAAAGUGAACAAAACCUGAUACCCUUUCGAUUCUCAAAAAUAGUUUUAAUUAACAAAAAAAAUCAAAGAAUGUAGAAGAGUUUGAAAAAAAUUAGUAACAAGUUUUUUCGGUAAAACGUUUGUUUUAAUGUUAAAGUUAACGAAGUAAACAAACAUUUUUCCUUUUAGAAAAACAUUUAAAAAACUAGUGGACACCAAGUUUUACGAAAAUUAGGAUUUCCACAUUCGUUUCACAAAAUAUUAAAAAAUUUACCAUUGGAUCAGAAAAUCGAAGAACGAGUUAAAAACAUCACGAUGUACAGUACUUAGGCUAUUUAUAUUUAAUUUAUAAGAAAUCUACAAAAAAGAAUUUACAAAAUUCUAUGGUUUUUGCAAAAGUUUCCCAAAACUAUGCAUAUCCGGGCGUUUCUAACUCGUUCUUCGGUUUUCUGGGUGAAUGGUGAAUUUUUCAAUAUGAUGGGAAAAGAGCGUAGAAACCCUAAUUUUCGUAAAACUUAGUGUUCACGAGUUUUUUAAAUAUAUUUUUCUAAAAGCAAAAAAAUAUUUGCUUAUGUAAUCAUGCCUUCAAGUGUCGUCUUUCAAAUACUGAAAAUCGGAGAUCUCUAGACACUUUCUGUCACAAGUUAUUGAAAAAGUAGCAAAGUCUAUUCUUUUUGGACAAACAGUAAUACAAUUAUGGUACGGGGACUGACGGAUUGUUGUACGAUUAAAAAGUACAAUCAUUGGCGAAUGCAUAUAUGUUAGGUAAAAUGAAAUUGAUUGAGUGCAUCUAAAUAAAAUGCAUUAAAUUAAAUAAAGUUUUUAAUUAGAAAAUUUGUGGCGUUUUUGGUUUUCUCUGGAAUGCUGUAGUUUUCAAAAUAAAUGCAUUUUACACUUCACACCCAAGAGCGUAAAAACGGGUAGAAAGACGAGGUCCGAAAACUAGAAAAACGGUCCGUAAUAUUUCUCAUUGGACGGAUCCGCCUCCCAUUUGCCACGGGGUGACGGGAUCUGAACGGUUCAAAAAUACGGGUAUCCCGUAUAACUGCACGUUCUGCAUCGAAGAAAUACGGGGUCAUGAAAAAUGAUUUCUUAUACCUUCAAAGCGUCGUGUGGUUACCUGUUCUACUCUUAGACGCCCUGACAUGUAAAAUUAACUUUUGUGUAUGUUCCACCACAUUUUCUGCUCGAAAAACACGUACACCAUUUUUGUGGUAGAAACGCGUUAAAUUUUUAAAUUUGAAAAAAUUUAAAAAUUAAAUUCAAAAUCGAGUUGACGUAUACAGAGAGUCUCCAUGCUCUCACACGGCCAUCCACGACUGUCUUAAAGUCAAGGUUCACAAGAUAAGGAAGAAAGAAACUAAAACAAAUUACUCUGCUGUGACGAUGAAUCGAACGUGAGUACCUAGAAUUAAGAAGCAAGCAUAGGACAGGUAUGCUCGAAAGAUGACCCGUAUCAUUUGUAAUUGUUUCGAGCAUCGGUAGCUUAUUGAAUUCCCAAGCAAAAAAAUGCCUUUGAGAUUAUCUAGCUAUAAAAAUAUGUUAUCGGGCAAUAUCGGCUUGUGAUAGCUAGCUAUCCGUACCACUUUUAUUGAGUUAGCUAGCUAUAUCGAGUAUGAUAGC